Molecule: messenger RNA, 1344 nt
Organism: Galeopterus variegatus (Sunda flying lemur)
Lineage: Eukaryota; Metazoa; Chordata; Mammalia; Dermoptera; Cynocephalidae
Gene: TREML4
Product: triggering receptor expressed on myeloid cells-like 4
Exons: 4
Coding region: 27-524 (165 amino acids)
Biological process (GO): neutrophil chemotaxis; chemokine production; cytokine production involved in immune response
Source: RefSeq, a predicted model, not a curated record
AAGCUGUAGGCGAACAGGAGGAAUCAAUGUGUCUGGUAGAAGGAAAGAAUCUGACCGUGGUCUUUCCUUACAACCAUGCGAAAUACAGCACCAGCCUGAAGGCCUGGCAGCGAGUGCGGAGCCAGGGCCCCCCAGAAACUCUCGUGAGCACAAAGACUACAAACUCAAACCUAACCCGGGCCCAGGCUGGAAGGUACCUGCUGGAGGAUUUUCCCACCGAAGCCAUAAUCAGGGUCACAGUGACAGAGCUCCAAAGGCGGGACUUGGGGCUGUACCAGUGUGUGAUCCUCCUCGCAUCUCAGGACCCCAUUGUCCUGAACUCUCGGAUUCGGCUGGUACAGUGCAAAGUUCCGAUCACUUCUCCAGAGGGGACCUCUGGCCCUGCUUCCACCAAUGGCUCUGAGUACAGGAAAUCAAGUUCCCCCCUCUGCUUUGGCUUGGCUGCCCCCAGACUCCUGGUCUCUGUGCUGUGUGGACUCCUGGUGGCCAAGGGUCUGAUGCUGUCAGUGCUGCAUGGGUCAUAAGUACACUGUGCGGACAACAAUGCCAGAGGGUUGUGAUUCUGCCAGCCCAGCCCAGGACCCAGGACCAUUUUCUUUUCCUUUUUUGUGGAAUGGGGAGGAUCUAAAAGAAAAAAGUUUCUUCACGUAUAUCUCAGCUCAUGCCACAUCAUCAUCGCCUAUGCAUGUGAGGCCCCAUUUCUUCAAUUUAUCCUCUUUAUCCUUGUUCCCUACCUCCACAUACCUCCCCCUUCGAUGCAACUCCUUUAAUGCAUUUGAUAUGUAGCCUUGACUCUGGAUGUAUGCUUGUAAAGCACUUAGUGUCUUUUUCUGUGGCUGGAUUUUUAACUUAAGUGAGAGAGAUUGUGAGGUGCCUUUUUCAUACACUUGUUUCAGUCUGUGCUGGGGGCACACCCAGCCCACUGCUUUGCACGGCUGCCGCUCACUCCACUGCCUGCCUCCCCACACAUCAUCAUCUGGAACCCAGGGUGCAUAGGCUGGUCUGCCCCGCCCUUCUCCAUAUCGCAGUCAACGCUGUGAUGGGCGUCCUCCAUCAUGUUCUCCUAUGGAAUCCUGUGAGAUCUCCUUCAGGAUUUAUACCCAGGUGGGGCAGCUGGGUUGUAGGAUCUCAGACAUCUUUCUGCCAGCUUGUGUCACCUGAACCACUAAUCUGAACCACUAGAGAUCGUGUGCUUCCUAUAUGAUGACACAGCACCACCUAUGGAAUGGUUUUGCCGAAAACCAAGUGGGAAGUGAGAAUAAAUGUAGCUGAGUGAUGGUACAUGGGGGUCAGAUGUAUGCUUAUCUCUACUUUUCUGCAUGCUUGGAAAUUGUUGUAAUAAAA